This is a messenger RNA of Ectocarpus sp. CCAP 1310/34, 228 nucleotides long. The record is from the annotation of a GenBank genome assembly. Lineage: Eukaryota; Phaeophyceae; Ectocarpales; Ectocarpaceae.
AUGAGCCACUGCCGCGUAACGGUGGAGUGGGGAUUCAAAGAGAUGACCGGCAAGUGGGCCUUUGUGAACAUGAAGCCGCAGCAGAAAUUCUUGCUAAGCCCUGUCGCCAAGCAGUACCUGGUAGCCACUCUGCUUUCUAACUGGCACUCAUGCAUGAACGGGGGCAACGAGAUUUCGCAAUACUUUGGCGUGGUGCCACCCACUUUCGAGGAGUACGUAGCGGUGUAA